Messenger RNA from Porites evermanni, 11070 nucleotides. NCBI's taxonomy places the organism in Eukaryota, Metazoa, Cnidaria, Anthozoa, Scleractinia, Poritidae. The record is from the annotation of a GenBank genome assembly.
CAUGCAGAGUUACCUGUUGGUUGCUUCAUGCAGCUGCGGGAGAAUAGCAGAGGCCAUUUUAAUAUUGUAGAAGGUUGUAAUGCUUUCCAUGUUGUUACACUGCACGUUACAAGCACCUCUGCACCUAAGGCACUAACACUGUCACUCAACUGAGCGAAACUCGCGCACAGCACUAGUGAGGUGCAAUGGACUCCAAAUCGACUUCUGAUGACGAGGUUUGGAACAGUUAUGCCACGCGAUUUGGAGCGUAUAGAGGUAGUAGGUAGUGAGUCCCCACACCCUAGCGACCGUAACAUUGAAAUUCUUUCCUUCCUAGGUUCGAACUCUGUUCGUUAGCGGAUUGCCCAUAGACGUAAAACCACGUGAAAUCUACCUUCUUUUCCGCGGCUUCAAGGUACGAUGCGCUUUCUUCGGUUCAGCUGUUGUGCCGCUGAUAUUUUCAACAUCGGUUAUAGCACGGCUGAAAAUGCCGAGAAAGAAAGCAUUAAAUUUGAAUGGGAUUCUACUGGUCCCUGCCUUAGUUUGAUUUUCUUAAACAAAUCAGCUAAGACGAAAUAACAUUAAGUAAACUUAUGUUACCGUUAAGUACAGUGUAUGCGUCAGUCAAUGUUUUGAAAUCGCCUUGUUCGAGGUCGCAGGGUUCAAUCUACGAUUUGAAAGAAAGCCGAAUGAAUAUUGAAUAGCCUUCGUUACCCUUCGAAAAGCAUUUAUCAGAUAACAAGAGUACACAAGUUUUGUACGAGCCAUUAAGCUUUGAAAUUUCCUCAUUAGUGCACUAAGAGAUAACUUUGACAAACUUCGUUUAUUCGCGAAGUCAGUUACCCCAGAUUUUGCCAAAUAUUUGCAAAGCGUCUCGAGCGGCCAUUAUAAAAGCGAAGAGAUUUACAGUGUUAACCCAACUCAUCUUAUAUGCAAACACAAAACAAAGAAGCGGCUUACGAGUUCUUCGUUAGUAUUUACAGGAAUGUACAUGAUCUGAAAUUUCAUGGCCGGUUGUGAAAAAGUAACGGAGUCAGUUUAAAUUCAAGAAUUUACAUUUAGUAUCAAGUGAAAACCGUUCGGAAUUCUACAUAGUUUAUUGAAUCGAAGCGUAAUUAUCACUUCGCUAGCUUAUGAUUCCUAGAGCAAUUAAGGACAAGGCAAGCUAAUUAGGUGUCCAGAAAGAAUAGGCCGAAACUUAUCUAAACAGUGUGUGGCUGGAAUAUUUGCAUCAGAUAUUAUUAUUGACUAUGGCCAACUUUAGAUACAUCUGCUUCAAAUUCGCCUUUUUUCGCAUCUUAACUGACUUUAUUACCAUUUUAGCGAACUAUAAAUUCAUGUGUUUUAGUGCAAAAUUUGUUUACACCUCACAUAGGAUCUGACAUUGCUUUCAAGUUGUCAAAAUAUACUCUUAAACGUAAGACAAUUCUUAGAUAAGCCAUUAGAAAUACCAUAUACUAGUAUUUGUAAACAUUUGAAAAGAAUUAAUUCGUUCUUCGAAUGUUUUCAAAAAUAACCUGCAGCAAAUUCACCACACGCUGAAAAGCGCACAAUGUGCAUGUCAUAACUUAUUUCAAAGAAAAAACACCAUUUUUAUAAUCUUAUGCUUGAAAUCGUCUUAAAAACUAAGCCGUUUUUGUUUAACGGUAGAUCUUUAUUUUUCAGCGAUCGACGAGAUAUCAAAAUGAGUCUGAGAGCCAAAAGAGAAUAAUACAGUAUUCGUUAUCAUUAAGGCGGACUUCCUGAUUACCAUAAUUUGCUUCGUUUAUAGCAAUUUAUUCUUCUUUUUUCAAACUCAUGUAAUUAUUUCAACUGUAGUCCUCGACAAAAAAUGCAUUUAUUAUUUAGAGAGCAAAAAUUAGUGUCUUAGCAGAGCAUUCUGUCUUGUAUUGCUGUCAAGUCUUGCAAUCAAUUGAUUCUUUUUCGAUGCUGUCCUCUUUGCAUAAGAAUGGUGAACAAUUUGAUACCAAAGGCAAUAUACAGCACUUUCAAGCUACGGUCUAAUAUAAAAACCACACACAUCCCGCAAAACGAUAUCCGCGUUCGUAAAUAAACUUCCCAGCAUUUCAAGAGUGCUACAGAAUAAGUAUCUAAACUUUGACGUCUUUCAACAGACGCAAUCGUUCAUUUUUCUUGAGUAUCGAUAUUCUUAACUUAAGUGAUUCAUCGACAUUGCCAAAAACCAACCUGAAAGCUUUCAAGCGUUAAUUAUACUUUUUUUUAACACUUUUCACCCAAAGCUUAGAGUAGUUUUAUUUUUUAGUGUGUGUGGUUAGAAAAGCUAACCCCGCUUGCUGUAUCUGUCUCAUCGUUUUAGGGUUACGAGGGAUCCUUGUUGAAGCUCACGGAUAAACAAGUAAGAAGAAUACAAUUACAGGGCAUAAAAAGUAGUUACUCAGUUGAGUUAGUAUUCAUCCGUCUGUAUCGUGUUCAAGGUACAUUUUGAAUUGACAUAGAACAUCCAACGAACCUGUGUUGCUGAAACCCCGCAAACCUUUAACCGCCGCUCGGUUUUUGUGGGAUUAUCUAAGACAACUAAUCCAUAUCCCUGGUACGAUAUCUUUGGAUGCAAGUUUCAAUGAUUUAUACUGCCUUUACAAACAACAGACAUAAUUGCUCCGUGGAUUCUUUUGUGCUGUAAAGUUGAAAAUUAGUUUUCCUUAUUUGGACCUUGCCCUCAUAGAACAAAUUAUAGUUCAGUGCUUGGACGCCUUUAUAUCUUUUUUUAUUCAAGCCUACGAUAAAUGAAACGGUUUUUUACACUCUCAUAUCAUCCUCAUGUCAGGCAUAAACCACGGAAUUAUUGACAUGACCAGCAGUUUUGCUGGUGAUAUAUUCUCAAAAGUCGACGCUAAUUGUCAGUCAGUUUCUUAGCGGGAAGUAAUUAACUAUAUUAAUCGACCCAAUGACUUCACACAGCAUGAUUUUAGUGUUUUUCAUGAGAAUCUCUUAAGAGAAACAUUCUCACUAAGCCAGGAUGAAAACACAGUAAAUAAUUGUCCUUUAAAAAAUAGUAAAUUAUUCUCAUGGUGAAGUUAGCUGAAUCGAUUUUAUUCCGAACAGCCUGCUAAGGUCAUGGAGAAACUUAUCGCGCAAGUUGGCAGUAAUAUAUUACGAAAAAUAACAUUGUUAGGGAUAUUAAAAAAACUUUUACAUAAAACUAAAUUUUUCUUUUUCGUGCUAAAUUAAUACAGAUAUUAACGGGAAGACUGACUUAAAAGAUUCAUAGAUAACGGUGAUCUGUGUUUUUACUGCCAUGCAUGGAAAAACUUUUCUUUAUAGCCAUCUAAGUUACACAACAGAGCACAGAGGAAGCGAAUUGUCCCUUACACAGCACGCACAGCACCUGUACUGAACUCGGCUACUAAUGAAACUGUCCUUCCUUUUGUCUCUUUACCGCAGGGAAAAACGCAAUCGGUGAGUAUUACCUGCAUUCCAAGGGCCCAUUUAUAUGGAGAAAAGUUAUCCCGGGUAAAAGGUCAUUUGCCCACCUGAGCCACUCUCUGCGAGCCAACUUUCCUACAUUUCCUUACGAAACUUAGGAAACCGUUUACGUGAGAAACAACGGAAAAAGUUGGCUCGGCUAGAAAGGUAACCCGCCUAGCCGAGUCACCCUUUUUCGAUGAUAGGGUCACUCCCCUAUAGCCAGACCAACUUUUCUCAAUAUAAACACUUAACUUGGUCAAGAGGACAGAAUCAGAGCAUGCGCGAGUGCUGCUUUCAGGUCUUGGCUUAUAAACUCACAGAUACGGCAAACGGGUCAACGUUUUUCUCAUAGUAUACAUUCGUUAAAGUUGACCGUCGGCUGGGAUGAUGACCUUCAUUCCCUGUACAACACUUCAUAUAAAUGGGGCCUAAGUAAUUCUUUAAAUAACUUAGGACCUUAUCAGUCAAUGUGAAUAAAUUGCGGUCUUUUAUCAUCGUAAGUGUUUUUUUUUUCUUGAAUGCAACGGGAAAGUUCGAGAUAGGACAUAAGAUUCACUUACACUCUUGGUGAAUUUUUACCUUCAAGGGUCAUCGAGUCAUUGGGCCAUUCCAGAUCGUAUGAAAUAAAUACAUAUGAACAUAUCAUCAUCAUCAUUUUCGUUAUCAUGUCACAUUACCUUUAUAACCAUAACGCAAUCACCCUCACGUCGCCAAAGACACCGUGCAGCAUCGAUCAUAUGACAAACCACAAAAGUACCAGAACACGUUCUUUUAUCAGUUUAGAGGGAAAUUACUCUAAGAUUAAGAUCAAAAUGAGCGCAUUUGUUUAACUGUUUUUAAUUAACAGCUAAAUCAACAAUUCCAUUUUCAGCCCGUAGCGUUUGUUACGUUUGAGAAUAGAGAACAAGCUGAAGAGGCAAAAGCUUCAUUGCAGGUAAAAAGUUUGUAUGAUGAUUUCAUUUAGCCGCUAUCAAGUUAGUGCCAGAGGUAGUGGCUCUUCCGCUCGUCGAUGAGGACAGGGUCUUGUUACAUUUUCACAAAGUAAGAUCAACAGUAUUAUAAAAAAUGACCGCGCGCGCAUCGCAUGAAAGUCGGUUCUCAUCACCUCUAUGCAAUAAGGUAAUGAUAACUAUUUACAAUGCCGGACAAGUAUGAGCCAACAACAACAACAACAACAGUUUAUUCAAUUGUCAAAUGAGUUAGGUCUAUGUUACCCACAAUUAGCGGAGCUAUUCUAGGUGGACAACAAUACAAUAAUAAUUAGUUGAAAUAGGGACUACCAAGAAAUAAAUUCCGCCAGCAUUCAGUUCCGAUACCACGAAACUCUGGCGGGGCUUAGCGCUCUAACUGCUUGGUUACGUUACCUACUAAUGUUAGGCUGACUUAGCAACAGAAUGGGAACGUCGGUUGACGACGGGAAAGCGCGCGGAAAGGACCAAACGCGACUUCCGGUGCCCAAUUUGCCGAUCUGCCGUUGGUCAAGCCAGUUGUUUGAUUUGGGCGUGUCGUCGUCAGCUGGUGUUCCCGUCGUGAUGCUAAAUCAGCCUAUUAUUUACAGCAUAACGGUAGCGUGAGAGAACAGGCGAAAUUUCCCUACGCCUCCACUGCAUGGUUUCCCCGCGAAACGGCGUCUGAGGAACAAGCGCAGAAAUUCCAUACUGAUGAUGCCUCACCACCCAGAUGUGGGUAGUGCUUCUGAUUGCUUGAGGGAAAUAUCCCUCACAACACGACCAAUCAGAAGCACUACCCAGAUCUGGGUAGCGACACGUCACCAGUGUGGAAUUUCUGCAGUCGUUUCUCAGACGUUACAUGUUUCGCGGAUAAACCAGUGCAGUGCUGUGGUCGCGAAAUAUCGGCUGUUUUCUCACUGGCUAGCAUAAAGGUUUUAUUACUGUAGUUUUUGCUUUUUCCUUAUAUGACACAUGUAUGCAUUUUCCAGGGUGUAAGAUUCGAUCCAGAUGCCUCUCUUACAUUGCGAUUGGAGUUCGCUCGUUCGAAUACCAAAGUAUCCAAACCGGUGAACAAACAAGCCGUGUUGGCCCCACACUUCUUUCCCAGGGAGCCUCAGUUUAGUAAGUCCAUUCAGAAUUCUUUCAUUCAUUCAUUAUAUUUCAUGAAAUGAAAUAAAAUCCUUUCAUUCAUUCAUUCAUUCAUUCAUUCAUUCGCUCGUUCGUUCGUUCGUUCGUUCAUUUACCAAUACAUUAUUCUGUGAUUCUUUCGUGUGUUUUAGUACCAGCAGAUUUUGCAGCAGCUGGAUUUUUUCCAACACCUCCAGAACCAAGCUUGGCGUACCCUGCGUAAGUGAAGCUAAAAUAGUUAUAAUUUACAUAAACCGUACAACUGAAAAAAAAAUUACAUGUUUCUUGAAACCUUAUUUAAGUAUUCUACGAGAGUCUCAAUGGGGUUAACCGUCAGCCUUAAAAAGGCUUAAAAUUUAACUGUCAAAGGUCAAAAAUGCAGAGUAAUAUUAACCGUCAAAGCGUUUCACGGAAUUUUAAAUCUCACUAUUUCAACUGAUCUACCCGUACUUUUGGGUCCUGAAGAAUCUCUGAACUGGAAAAACCGCGGGCCAAGUUUUCAAAAGCACUCUCUUUGAACAUUUCAAUACCUUGCAGCUUUCUUAUAUCUGAAAAUAUUUCGAAAAUUUAAUGUGAAAGGCCAAGGCAACCUCCAAAACGCAAUUGUUGAUAUUUAUUUAUACAUGCAGAAGCUGUUAAUAUUUCCUUUUUUCUCUUGGACUAAACUUUCACCAAUAAUAACCGUCAAGCGUCAAAAUUGGAAAAAAAUAACCGUUAACCGUCCAAGCUACCACCCCAUUGAGACCCUCUUUUAAAUACCUCUUCCAAAAUCGGAACCGAAAUUUGGGUAACCAUUAUUACUGAGAACAUUAUUGGAGCAACUCGCCUCGUCUCCAUGAAGUACAUACUACCACAAGUUAGCAUUGGAGUAAUACAGUUAAAGUUUAAAAAGUUGAGAAUAUCAGUAACUGCGAAAUAAUGUUUCAAUGACAAAGAUGACAAAGAGAAGCUCGUAGAAAAAAAAAAACGAGUUUUCCAACGCGGGGGUCGGGCCUGUGACCGUCUGCUUACUAAUCCAGAUUCUGCUACCACUGAGCUACAGGAGCCAGUUGCUUAAAAGAAAACUUGUGACGUGACUGAAACAAAGAGUCUGACCAGGAUUAACGUCAGACGUUAGCAUUUGAAAGACCUAUAAAUAACAACGAGCUCAACCAGGUCACUGCGUCCAGCGGUUUUAGUAAGAACAAGGGUUGGGGUGGGCUGCUCAGUCUCGCGGGCUCAUAAAACCUGGUCUGGGUCGUUCUUAUUGAAGGAUUUUCUUUGCAUUUACGCCCAAUGAGGGGAUUGAUGCAACUGGUACUGGGAGAAUCGCCGGAGCCAAAGUAUACUUUUAUGUCUAGCUAUGUGUUUGGUGUUUCGUUCUAACUGACUCUCUUUGUCUCUUGAUUAACAGCCCAAUAUUUAAUGACAUCAUGGUAGCAGCGGCGACGGCGCAUAAUCCUUUUAAUCACCAUCCGACCAUCAUUCAACAGCUGCAGGUAAGUUACCAACAUCACAUAGGCAGACCUUCAAACUCUCACGGUUUGGGAAACAGCACUAAUCCUAGGUACAUUAUGAUAGGGAAAACUAAGUCUGUGAGAGAGAUCUCGUGGCCAUCUCUGUGUGGGCUCAACUUAGGGACGACGGCUUCCAACGUGGCGGCCCAAUAUGAGUCUAUCCUGUCUUCUUUUUUUUCACUUUGUUCGUUCUUGAUUUUUCCAUAGGGUUUUCCCCAGCAUCAUCCUAUAAUUCCAUUACCAUCCCCAACAGCCCCUCUUGGAGAUAUGACAGGAUAUCUUCCUUGUACUACACUCUUCGUGGCCAACUUAGAAAAAGGAUGCACUGAACAACAACUCCGAGAAAUAUUUGCAAGGUAAAUCACAGGGAAAAGAUUAUAUGAGGUUUACCACGACUGUAAAGUUUAGGGAAGAGACAUGCCCAUAAUUUGAUUUUUUUGACAUAUGACUUCAAGAAAAUUCUUUAUGUAUUGGUCAUUUCCAGAAUGGCCCACCGCUUGCGAAAUUUUGUCAGCAUUUUAAUACGGCCAAAUGCCCCACUGCAGGUCAAAAUGUUCAAAACCACGAGCCGCAAUCGAGUGGUUUUAUUUCCUGAAACGUUUGGAACAUUUUGACGUCCGUUCUAUGGUCGAUAAGAGUACAGACCAUGGAAAUCAAUUCAUCAAUUUUUUACAAUAGCAUUGACAGUUUUUGAAGUUCAAUAACAUUGAAUUUCCUCGGAAAAUCGCACACGCGAGAAAGCCUGAGAAAACACGGCACCAUCAGUUCAUUUCCAUUUUCUGUACUCCACCAAUCAGCGCGCCAGAAUCAUUCAGUUACUGUAAAAAAGUUCUUUCAGAGCCAUCUUGGUUUAUACUAAGGUUUUUUAACAGAGAAGGCAGGAUACACAGUAUGUUCAUGAACUCCGUUGAGCCAUUCGAAAUUUGUUGCCAUGCACUUAUUUAUUUUUUAACUACCUUUUCAGAACACAUGGAUUUCGACGCCUAAAAAUUCACGAUAAAGGAUCUGGAAGCCCUGUCUGUUUUGUUGAAUAUCAGGUACAUUCUUUACUUGCUUUCUUCCUACUGCACCGGUCUCAACCGGUAUCUCAACUUAACUAAACACUUCUUGACAUAUUCGUGUGUGCAUUGUACAGUGUAGCAACUAUUUGAAAUUGAUAGAGAUCUUCUGAUGCUUAGGCUCACACAAUCAACGCGAAAGCCUUUGAAUUUUUGGUGGUGGAAAUCAAUAAUCAACGGUGGCACCCACCUAAAAACAACAAUAAAGCAUGAGUAAAGCUUUCUGAAGCCAUUUUAAGCAUUUUGGGAGAUUUCUGGGAAAAAUUUAAAUGUUCCCCACGGCCCACUUCCAGCAAGUCUGAUGGAAGAGUUCCUAGUCAGCAAGAUGCACCUACAACCUGCAACCUGACUUACUGGGAAGUUUCCUAGCAGACGUAUGUCCAGACAUUACUGCCUAGUUUGGGUGUGGUCAUAGAACAACAUUAAGCCCUUCGGUGAGGGAGGGGGGGGGGGAGUUGUCUAUUGAGUGUUGUCACGGUAAGUUUAGAAGGCAUCAUUCAACAAGAGAUCUUUAUCGUGGGAGUUCUUUUUGACGUGGAAGUGUCCUUGGUUAUUGGGUGAGUGGUGUGUUGGAGGAGAGGAUGGGGUGUGAAAGGUUGAUGGGAGGGAGGUGUGGCCAGGGUGGGGUUGUUGAGAUGUUUCUGGCAAAUAGCACAUACUACCUUCAAAUCCCCUCAGACACCCUGAAUUGUCUAUUUCCCAGCAACAAUUUCCUUCCAAGGACAUAUUAAUUUUCCCAUAUCUCCUGGCCAGCAAAAAUUUGCCUGAGGAACAGAUAUUUUGAGCAGCAGAUCCAUUGGGUACCCGUGAGUCAACGAGGGGGUUUUGUUCAUAUCGGUUUUUCGCACAGUCUUGCUACCCUUGGGUCCCUUUUGUCUUUUCACGGUUAUAAAACGCCGGAGUUCUGUUGCUCAUUAAAAUGCAAAGUGCAUUCAACUUCUUGGGUUUGUUGACAAAAUACUAAGGGAAACAAUGUCUCUGUUGUAGGAUAUUCAAUCGGCAGUCUUCGCGAAACAUAUUCUUACUGGGUAAGUAGCUCCGAUGUGCUUUACAUGUGCAUGUAAUGUUUUUCUCCUCUACAGAAUGUAAGUUCUUUUCUGUGAACGCCAUGUUCAGCCAUUGUGUUUCAAUCAGCUACAGAAAACAGCCGACAUUUUAAGUCGCUACCACUGAUUACCUGGCGAAAUGACGUUAGAGGAAGGAGCUCAGAAAUUCCAUAGUGAUGAUGCUUCCCCCGGCCAAGUACUGGGCAGUGUUUUUGACCGGCUGAAGCAAAUUUUCAACCAAUCAAAAGCACUACCCCGAUCUGGGUAGUGACGCGUCAUCGGUAUGGAAUUUCUGCGCUCAUUUCUCGGACGUCAUUUCCCUGGGAAACCAGUGGUGGCGUCUACAAAUGUCAGCUGUUUCCUCACGCCGUAGUGCUCGAUGAGAUCUUGCCAGUUAGACAUCUCUCUUGAAAUAGUCUUAUUGUUAUUUUACACUUUGUCAAAUAAGAUUUUACAUCAGGCUCUCUUUGGUUUCACUUUAGUAUGCAAAUUUAGAAUACAGAGUUUGUUUUCGAACAAUGUAGACUACGAGUAGUCCCCCAUUUUUCCUCAGAGAUAGUAGAGCGAGCGAAACGCGAGCGCGAGUGAAAAUCACCCCACGCGAGAAAAGGCGACAGGUGGCGCGGAGAGAGAACUCUCCCCGUCGCGUGUCGCCUUUUCUCGCGUGGGUUGAUUUUCACGCGCGCUCGCCUUUUGCUCGCUCUACUAUCCCUGAGGAAAAAUGGGGGACUACUCGUAGUUUACGAACAACGCUGGUCAGUCCAACUCUCAUACUUUUUUCACGCUAUACAGGACAGCUUUUGUUGCCGACAUACGGGAUAAUCGGAUAGGGCCUCUGUUCACACAUGAGAACGCUGAUUUGGGCGCGAUUUCUGCAACGGGGCGAAGCUGCUGCGCGCCGGUCUCUAAAGUGGAGAGUCACAAUCGGAUAGGCUUUCAUACUAUACUAGAUAGAUUUCGUGUCGGCAAGACAGGCUGUCCGUAGAGUGUAAACAGAGCCGAAGUAUUUCAUAAAUUCUAAUGACUUUCCAUCUAUUCCCUUUUUCUUAGCACAAUUAUGCCACCAGGAGAGAAGGCUGGUGGAAUAAGAAUCGAAUUUGCCAAAUCUAAAAUGGGUGAAUCGUGAAUGCUGAGUCACGGACACGCCAUAUUUUAUUGAGGUAUAAUAUAUUCACCGAUAUAUUUGAAUAUUCUGAGAAUAAUAUCUGGUUUCUACGUUAAUUUAUUAAGUAUAAUCCCCCUAGCUACAUUUAAGAUUUCUGCAAGGCAACCGUUGUAACGUCAGUAGCCAGGAACCAUUAAUUUCCAUACUACAUGGUCAGCAAGACGCUAGCUUUUCGUUUUUUUGUUUGUUUGUUGUUGUUUUUUGACUUGUUCAAAAACCAAAUAGAUACGUCAACCGUUUAAACAAAGUGACUCUUCAAGUAAAAUUUGCUUUAUUUUUCAUCUAGUUUGCCAAGAAAAACUUGGUAAGGUAAAUUACCGUUACUAAAAGGUGAAAUCAGACUUUAUUUGAAUUCAUAUAUUUUUAUUUUUUAAAUUGUAGGGGUUGGUUUCGGCAAGAGUGUAUUGAUGAAACAGUGAAACGCUGAGAAGUAAUAUAUUUUCCAGUCACAAGCUGUUCAAAAUUCAGAAGCUUUCAAGAACUCUGGUUUAAAAGAAAAUAUUUUGUACGAAUGAAAAAAAGUCCAGUUUUCUUGCGUAAAGUGGACUAGAAUUUUGGCCUUUUAAAAGUAUAACUUUGAAAAGCGAAACUCAAUCUUUUUACUUCGAAAAGCCAUAGGAUAAAAAUGGUUUUUAUAAAAAUUCCAAAAAUUGAAAAUUUGAUAUAAGAAGCUAGUCUUUUUUCUUCUUGUCUUGUCCUCUCAAAAAAGUUCUUAUGUUUUUCUUUUAUUUUUCUUGAGCGGCUAUUUUCUUACCGUGGUUAAGAAAUAUCAGAAAUAAAAAUCGAUCUCGGAAGGUACAGUUUUUAAAUUAUUUGAAGGUG